Molecule: messenger RNA, 1255 nt
Organism: Gossypium arboreum
Lineage: Eukaryota; Viridiplantae; Streptophyta; Magnoliopsida; Malvales; Malvaceae
Product: glucan endo-1,3-beta-glucosidase, basic isoform-like
Exons: 1
Coding region: 57-1094 (345 amino acids)
Biological process (GO): carbohydrate metabolic process
Cellular component (GO): plasma membrane; cell wall
Molecular function (GO): hydrolase activity, hydrolyzing O-glycosyl compounds
Source: RefSeq, a predicted model, not a curated record
AUCAAAGCACUUCUAAAAUUCUAGUAAAUUUUUUUAUUGGCCUUGAAAGUAUAGCAAUGGCGAAUGCCAAAUCUUGUUGCACCAUCAUACAUUCAACUAUGCUUCUGCUUUUCGGGUUGCUAAUGGCUACCUUCAAAAUCACAGGUGCCGAAGUGGGUGUUUGUUAUGGAAUGAUGGCAAAAAACUUGCCACCCGAAGCUGAAGUUAUCGCCCUUUUCCAACAAAAAGGCAUCCAACGAAUGCGGCUCUACGCUCCCAAUCACGCUGCUCUGCAAGCCCUUGGAGGAACCAACAUCAAGCUGCUGUUAGAUGUUCCAAAUCCGAGCCUUGAGUACGUUGCUGCUAGUCAAGCCAAUGCUAAUCAAUGGGUUCAAGACAACAUCAAGAAAUACAGCACCGUUAGUUUUCGAUACAUCGCUGUCGGAAAUGAAGUAAAGCCUUCGGAUUCUUUUGCUCAGUUCCUUUUCCCUGCAAUGCAAAAUAUUCAUAAUGCAAUUUCCGGAGCUGGCCUAGGGCACCAGAUCAAAGUUUCUACAGCUACCUUUUUUGCUGCUCUUCAAGAAUCUUACCCUCCAUCCAACGGUAAUUUACAUCCUGAAUAUCAGCAACUUCUUGGUCAAGUCAUAACUUUCUUGAGGGACAGUCAAGCUCCAUUACUUGUUAACACAUAUCCCUACUUCAGCCACAUUGGAGACCCCGAACAUGUUCCUCUUGACUAUGCUCUCUUUACAGCUCCGUCUGUCGUAGUGACCGAUGGUUCGUUGCAGUACCAGAACCUUUUCGACGCGAUGCUGGACUCGUUUUACUCCGCCUUAGAGAAGGCCGGUGGGGGAUCGUUGGACAUUGUUGUGUCGGAAACCGGUUGGCCAUCGGAUGGUGGAGACACCACGAGUGUCGAUAAUGCAAUGACUUAUAACAGGAAAUUGGUUCAACAUGUGAAUCAGGGCCAGGGGACUCCGAAGAAACCCGGAAAAGCAAUAGAAGCUUACUUGUUUGCCAUGUUCGAUGAGAAUGAAAAAGAACCGGCAUAUGAGAAACAUUGGGGGUUCUUUUAUCCAAAUAAACAGGAGAAAUACUCAAUUAGUUUCCAUUAAACCGGUACAGCAAUUUCUCUCAGCCCCGGGUAUUGAUUUGCAAACCAUUGUCAUCGCCUCUAAAGAAGAGAGCCUAGAGGCAAAUAAAUGUAAUCUGUACAUUGUAAUUUUAUAAAAUUGGUUGCCGUUUGCGAUUUUUUUUCAAGCGAAAUAAAAGCUUU